Molecule: messenger RNA, 2505 nt
Organism: Plectropomus leopardus (leopard coralgrouper)
Lineage: Eukaryota; Metazoa; Chordata; Actinopteri; Perciformes; Serranidae
Product: serine/threonine-protein kinase 38-like
Biological process (GO): protein phosphorylation
Molecular function (GO): ATP binding; protein serine/threonine kinase activity
Source: RefSeq, a predicted model, not a curated record
CCGACGGUCCCAGGAAGCAGCGCUGCUUAUUUCAUAUUUUAUAGCGAUUUAGACGGAGGGAGCGCUGAAUUUCGAGGUCAGGGAGUACAAAUGAAGAAAGUAAAAUAAUUUUCAAUAAUUUCAGUUUAGCUCGGUGAUAACGUCAGAGGACUUCUGUUAUGAUUUGGCGUUGAUAUCGGUAAUGUUUACUGUGAAGUUCGUCUAAAGGGUGGCCAAUAACUGGAGCCUCUAGCCUUCAACUGCCUAAAUAUUGGGCAGAAAAUACGAAAAAACACAUCACAUUUCUCAUAUAUCGUGGGGUGGCGGCAAGCCAAUAUUUGACUCUGGAGCAGGACACGGAGGAUAGUAUGGCCAUGACGGGAGGGACUGCAGCUGCCCUUCCCAUGAGCAACCACACCCGAGAGAGGGUGACUGUGGCCAAGCUGACGCUGGAGAACUUCUACAGCACUCUGCUCACCCAGCACGAGGAGAGAGAGAUGAGGCAGAAGAAGCUGGAGAAGGCCAUGGAUGAAGAGGGGCUGCCAGACGAGGAGAAAGUAAUGCGGCGCUCGCAGCACGCCCGUAAGGAGACAGAGUUUUUGCGGCUGAAGAGGACGCGACUUGGCUUGGAUGACUUUGAGUCCCUGAAAGUUAUCGGGCGGGGUGCUUUUGGAGAGGUCCGCUUGGUGCAGAAAAAAGACACCGGGCACAUUUACGCCAUGAAGAUUUUGAGAAAAGCAGACAUGCUGGAGAAAGAACAGGUUGCUCAUAUCCGGGCAGAAAGGGAUAUUCUGGUGGAGGCGGACGGCGCCUGGGUGGUCAAGAUGUUUUACAGCUUCCAGGACAAGAGGAACCUCUACCUCAUUAUGGAGUUCUUGCCUGGAGGCGACAUGAUGACCCUGCUGAUGAAAAAGGACACUCUGUCUGAGGAGGCCACGCAGUUCUACAUCGCAGAGACGGUUCUGGCCAUCGACUCCAUCCACCAGCUGGGCUUCAUCCACAGAGACAUCAAACCUGACAACCUGCUGCUGGACUCCAGGGGACAUGUGAAGCUGUCAGAUUUUGGCCUGUGUACGGGACUGAAAAAGGCUCAUCGCACAGAAUUUUACAGGAAUCUGACACACAACCCACCCAGUGAUUUCUCCUUUCAAAAUAUGAACUCUAAGAGGAAAGCAGAAACCUGGAAAAAGAACCGGAGGCAGCUGGCUUAUUCUACUGUGGGAACACCAGACUACAUCGCUCCUGAAGUCUUCAUGCAAACGGGAUACAACAAGCUGUGUGACUGGUGGUCUCUGGGUGUCAUCAUGUAUGAAAUGCUCAUUGGUUACCCACCCUUCUGCUCUGAGACGCCACAGGAGACAUACAGGAAGGUGAUGAACUGGAAGGAAACGCUCGUCUUCCCACCUGAAGUCCCCAUCUCAGAGAGGGCCAAAGACUUGAUAUUAAAGUAUUGCACUGAUGCUGAGAACAGGGUUGGAGCUGUGAGUGUGGAGGAGAUCAAGAGUCAUCAGUUCUUUGAGUCGGUGGACUGGGAGCACAUCAGGGAGCGGCCAGCAGCCAUCUCCAUUGAAAUCAAGAGUAUCGAUGACACCUCAAACUUUGACGACUUCCCUGAAUCAGACAUCCUUCAGCCAGCCAAUGCAACGGAGCCAGACUUCAAAUCGAAGGAUUGGGUGUUCCUCAACUACACAUACAAACGCUUUGAGGGUCUGACUCAGCGAGGUACCAUCCCCACAUACAUGAAGGCAGGGAAGGCCUGACACCCCGAGACAUGGAGUCGUGGAGUAAAAAACAGACGUUUACGGACACAGGGUCGGGCCUCGGAGCCCCGCUGGUGCUGAAGGCUGCGCUGUCAGCCUCUCAGUAUAAAUUUAACCCUCAUCACAAGUUAUUUAGGUCUGCUCGGCCGCUGCAAGAACACCAAGAGCUCGGAAAUUAAGGAGCGUUACCGCAUUACCUCGGUUGUUUAUAUCGUAUCCACGUGCCGUCUUUAGCCAUAGCUCUCAGGCCAGCUCACUAACUAGGACACUAAAUCAGCAUAUCUGCAUGUUCAGCGGCAUACUGCUUCUGGAGAGGAUUUUUUACUGCCGCGGGAAUGAGGAUCGAGUACAAAUCACUGCUUCGACAUCUUCACAGCGAUAGUUUCUACACUGGCGGCUAACUUAGCUCAGAUGCAAACAUAACUUCUUAUACUGAAGACAAGAUCUAUACACUGUAGACGACUCUGAAAGAUUAGUGAGAAUAAAGGUACCCCUCACUUGUUCCCUCCGAUAAUGUUACACCCCUGAAAGUUCCAGCAUGAUUUCCAGGGUUUUGGCUCACUUUUUGCUUUGUAUUCAAAGGAAUAUUUUACACCCAAAUGAUCAUUUGUAUACUCACCACGGAUUCAUGAAGAAAACUUUCUUUCUCACAUGCCACUGUAAGGAAUCCAAACAAAUUCUUGAUGGAUUACAGUCUUUAUAAAUGGAUGCUGUCUUUGUUAGUGGGAGCAACUUUUAAAGGAAUACUUUACUUCUCAAGUGAAAA